GUCCAAAAGAAAGUCCGCGUAGGACCCGACGAAAUCAGAAGCCGUGAAUAUUCAAAUGGUGUAAUAAUAUCAGUUUCUCGCUGUAGGGGUUUAACGAGAUUCCGACAAACUUCUGUUGAUCUUUUGUUUUUCGAAGUUUUAAUCGGAGUUUUGGAUUAGGAAGCAUUGGUGCUGGAAUUUGAUUUGAAGCUUUUCUAUGGUGAGGUGUGAGGUGGGGAAGGAGAAGAGGAAGAUGGAGGAGGAGAGAAAAGGAUGCCGAUUGGGGUGGCCAGUUGGAGCUCUGAUCGCCGUGUUAAUGGCGACGGCAUUCGCCUCGACAAGGACUGGUUCUAAUGUUGCUAUCUUCUUUAAUAAUCACAAAUCUUGUCACUGUGCUUCACAGGAACAAGAAAAAUAUAAGGGCAUGGUUGAGGACUGUUGUUGUGAUUAUGAGACCGUAGAUAGUCUUAAUGGAGAGGUGUUGCAUCCUUUGCUUCAAGAACUGGUCACAACCCCUUUUUUCCGGUAUUUUAAGGUUAAAUUGUGGUGUGACUGCCCAUUCUGGCCUGAUGAUGGCAUGUGCCGCUUGCGUGAUUGCAGUGUCUGCGAAUGCCCAGAAAAUGAAUUUCCUGAGCCUUUUAAGAAGCCAUUUGGUCGUGGUCUUUCAUCAGACAACCUAUUUUGUCAAGAGGGAAAGCCACAGGCCACUGUUGACCGCACACUAGAUAAUAGAGUGUUCAAAGGAUGGAUAGAAACAGAUAAUCCAUGGACACAUGAUGACGAGACUGAUAAUGGGGAAAUGACUUAUGUAAAUCUUCAAUUAAAUCCAGAACGCUAUACUGGCUAUUCUGGCCCAUCAGCUCGAAGGAUAUGGGAUGCUGUAUAUUCGGAAAAUUGUCCAAAAUAUUCUUCUUGGAGAGACUUUGCUCGGAGAAGAAAGUACUAUACAAAUUGAUUUCUGGUCUUCAACUCGUCAAUCUCUGUCCACAUAGCUG
Carica papaya (papaya) is the source of this 974-nucleotide messenger RNA. NCBI's taxonomy places the organism in Eukaryota, Viridiplantae, Streptophyta, Magnoliopsida, Brassicales, Caricaceae. The record is from RefSeq and is a predicted model, not a curated record.